CGUCGCUUUCCGUCGGCGCAGAGCCUUGACGACAGCUUCUACUGUCAGACCUUCGUUACCACUCUUCCCUUUUUGGUCGGUUUACCACCACGGUUGAAGCUAUGUUAUCGCAUUCCCGAUGUCUUUCCCGGACACUCGGGCGGUCUCUGUCUGCGUUAAGUCAGGGGAAUAAUGUGCUGGCUGGAAGGACUGCUUCAGGCCUAUCCGUUGGCAACAGGGUUGUCUACAGGAACAGUCAGUCUAGAUUUGAAUCUCCGUCAUCAGUCGGUGUCUUCCACAUCAGAUACUUCAAGACGUCUGCAGCACACAGGGAUGAAGUUGUCACCGUCAACACCCCUCCGUUCUCUGAGUCGAUCACAGAAGGGGACGUCAGGUGGGAGAAAGCUGUUGGAGAUUCAGUGAAAGAGGAUGAGGUGGUGUGUGAGAUCGAGACUGACAAGACCUCGCUGCAGGUGCCGUCUCCGGCGGCCGGUGUGAUCACCGAGCUGCUCGUGCCAGACGGAGGGAGAGUGGAGGCCGGGAAUCCCCUCUUCAAACUCAAAAAAGGAGCUGCAGCAGCCGCUUCUGUCCCUGCAGCAGAGGCCCCUGCUCCAACCCCGGCUGCCAUCCCCGUCGCCAUGCCCGCGGUGCCUCCCGUGCCAACACAAGCAGCCCAAGCCAAACCUGUUUCUGCAGUCAAGCCCAGCGCACCAGCAGCACCAGCAGAACCAGCAGCCCAUGGGGCCAGGACGGAGAGCAGGGUCAAGAUGAAUCGAAUGAGGCUGAGGAUCGCUCAGAGGCUAAAAGAGGCUCAGCAGACUUGUGCCAUGCUCACCACCUUCAACGAGAUAGACAUGAGCAACAUCCAGGAGAUGAGGAAGCUCCAUAAAGAUGCUUUCCUGAAACGACACAACAUCAAGCUGGGUUUCAUGUCGGCCUUCGUUAAGGCUUCAGCACACGCUCUCAUGGACCAGCCUUCUGUCAAUGGAGUGAUUGAUGAUACAACCAAAGAGAUCGUGUACAGGGAUUAUGUUGACAUCAGUGUGGCUGUGGCCACUCCCAAGGGACUGGUUGUACCGGUUAUUCGCAACGUAGAGACCAUGAACUUUGCUGACAUUGAGAAAACCAUCAACGGUCUGGGAGAGAAGGCUCGUAAUAAUUUGCUGGCUGUGGAGGACAUGGACGGAGGAACCUUCACCAUCAGUAACGGAGGAGUGUUUGGUUCCAUGUUCGGCACGCCCAUCAUCAACCCGCCCCAGUCAGCCAUCUUGGGCAUGCACGGUAUCUUCGACAGGCCUGUGGCCAUCGGCGGCAAGGUGGAGAUCCGGCCCAUGAUGUACGUGGCUCUGACCUACGACCAUCGGCUGGUCGACGGCAGAGAGGCAGUCACCUUCCUGCGUAAGAUCAAGUCAGUGGUUGAAGACCCCCGUGUUCUACUGCUCGACAUGUGAUCCCAACCUCCCAUCACUACAGCAGGGCCACGUUCAGUACACUGUACUGUUGCCUGACAUUAUAGAGGGUUAUGCUAUAAACGCAGAAUCAGAGUUAGCCAGCUAACUUUGAUCAACAACCAGAAAUAACUAGUUAUUGAUCUGGUUCAUUAAGAAAGCUCAACUUAGAUUUGCAUUUAUUUUUUUGGUUGUUCGGUCAAUUUUGACCAUGCUCAUUUCAAGGUUAUCUCCCCCCCCCCCCCCCCCCCCCCCCCCAAAAAAAUGUAAAAAGUUAUUUCUGAAUAUUUAGGUAAGUUAGCUGGCUCUCGUUGACCCUGCUUUGUAGUAUAACCCUCAGAUAGCAGUGUUGUGAAUAGAGCAGACUUCUUAUACCCUCGAGAGGGGUGUUGUUUCAACAUAAUGCUCCAAAACGUUGUGCCCUGCUGAACGCACCCCAAAGCUAUUUAAACAUCACUCUGCCUCUGUAUAAACCCCCCCCCCCCCCCCCACAAGCGACAGCCAAAUCUUGUCAUGUACUGCUUUUGGUUAAAGAGAGAGAACCUGAGUCCCUGAUCUGGUUGUGGUGUUUUGUCAAGAAACAGAGACAAAACAGAGAUAUGGGAAUCACGUAAACAGAGAAUUUAAUGUUGAGAUUAUUCACUUUUAUUAUUGGGUGGUGUCAUUCUGCAGCUUUGGUUCAGAUUGAUUCAACGGUUGGUCAACAUCAUCAUAUAGUGUUACCACUGACUGACUGAACCUACCAGGUCUGAUCUGUCUCAAUGUUAGACUGACUGGCUGAACCUACCAGGUCUGAUCUGUCUCAACGUUAGACUGACUGAACCUACCAGGUCUGCUCUGUCUCAAUGUUAGACUGGCUGACUGAACCUACCAGGUCUGCUCUGUCUCAAUGUUAGACUGGCUGACUGAACCUACCAGGUCUGAUCUGUCUCAAUGUUAGACUGGCUGAACCUACCAGGUCUGAUCUGUCUCAACGUUAGACUGACUGAACCUACCAGGUCUGAUCUGUCUCAAUGUUAGACUGGCUGAACCUACCAGGUCUGAUCUGUCUCAACGUUAGACUGACUGAACCUACCAGGUCUGAUCUGUCUCAAUGUUAGACUGACUGAACCUACCAGGUCUGCUCUGUCUCAAUGUUAGACUGGCUGACUGAACCUACCAGGUCUGCUCUGUCUCAAUGUUAGACUGGCUGACUGAACCUACCAGGUCUGAUCUGUCUCAAUGUUAGACUGACUGAACCUACCAGGUCUGCUCUGUCUCAAUGUUAGACUGGCUGACUGAACCUACCAGGUCUGCUCUGUCUCAAUGUUAGACUGGCUGACUGAACCUACCAGGUCUGAUCUGUCUCAAUGUUAGACUGGCUGAACCUACCAGGUCUGAUCUGUCUCAACGUUAGACUGACUGAACCUACCAGGUCUGAUCUGUCUCAAUGUUAGACUGGCUGAACCUACCAGGUCUGAUCUGUCUCAAUGUUAGACUGGCUGAACCUACCAGGUCUGAUCUGUCUCAACGUUAGACUGACUGAACCUACCAGGUCUGAUCUGUCUCAAUGUUAGACUGGCUGAACCUACCAGGUCUGAUCUGUCUCAAUGUUAGACUGGCUGAACCUACCAGGUCUGAUCUGUCUCAAUGUUAGACUGGCUGAACCUACCAGGUCUGAUCUGUCUCAAUAUUAGACUGACUGAACCUACCAGGUCUGUUCUGUCUCAAUGUUAGACUGGCUGACUGAACCUACCAGGUCUGAUCUGUCUCAAUGUUAGACUGGCUGAACCUACCAGGUCUGAUCUGUCUCAAUGUUAGACUGGCUGACUGAACCUACCAGGUCUGCUCUGUCUCAAUGUUAGACUGGCUGACUGAACCUACCAGGUCUGCUCUGUCUCAAUGUUAGACUGGCUGACUGAACCUACCAGGUCUGAUCUGUCUCAAUGUUAGACUGGCUGAACCUACCAGGUCUGAUCUGUCUCAACGUUAGACUGACUGAACCUACCAGGUCUGAUCUGUCUCAAUGUUAGACUGGCUGAACCUACCAGGUCUGAUCUGUCUCAAUGUUAGACUGGCUGAACCUACCAGGUCUGAUCUGUCUCAACGUUAGACUGACUGAACCUACCAGGUCUGAUCUGUCUCAAUGUUAGACUGGCUGAACCUACCAGGUCUGAUCUGUCUCAAUGUUAGACUGGCUGAACCUACCAGGUCUGAUCUGUCUCAAUGUUAGACUGGCUGAACCUACCAGGUCUGAUCUGUCUCAAUAUUAGACUGACUGAACCUACCAGGUCUGUUCUGUCUCAAUGUUAGACUGACUGACUGAACCUACCAGGUCUGUUCUGUCUCAAUAUUAGACUGACUGAACCUACCAGGUCUGUUCUGUCUCAAUAUUAGACUGACUGAACCUACCAGGUCUGAUCUGUCAACGUUAGACUGACUGAACCUACCAGGUCUGAUCUGUCUCAAUGUUAGACUGACUGAACCUACCAGGUCUGUUCUGUCUCAAUGUUAGACUGACUGAACCUACCAGGUCUGUUCUGUCUCAAUGUUAGACUGACUGAACCUACCAGGUCUGUUCUGUCUCAAUGUUAGACUGACUGAACCUACCAGGUCUGUUCUGUCUCAACGUUAGACUGACUGAACCUACCAGGUCUGAUCUGUCUCAACGUUAGACUGACUGAACCUACCAGGUCUGAUCUGUCUCAACGUUAGACUGACUGAACCUACCAGGUCUGAUCUGUCUCAACGUUAGACUGACUGAACCUACCAGGUCUGAUCUGUCUCAACGUUAGACUGACUGAACCUACCAGGUCUGUUCUGUCUCAACGUUAGACUGACUGAACCUACCAGGUCUGUUCUGUCUCAACGUUAGACUGACUGAACCUACCAGGUCUGAUCUGUCUCAACGUUAGACUGACUGAACCUACCAGGUCUGAUCUGUCUCAACGUUAGACUGACUGAACCUACCAGGUCUGUUCUGUCUCAACGUUAGACUGACUGAACCUACCAGGUCUGAUCUGUCUCAAUGUUAGACUGACUGAACCUACCAGGUCUGAUCUGUCUCAAUAUUAGACUGACUGAACCUACCAGGUCUGUUCUGUCUCAAUGUUAGACUGACUGAACCUACCAGGUCUGUUCUGUCUCAACGUUAGACUGACUAAAUCUACCAGGUCUGAUCUGUCUCAACGUUAGACCUGUACGUUCAAGGCACUUGCAUUGCUGUCUAGAAGGAACGUGGACGUCAGCAUCUCAUUGGACAGUGUACUGUACCAUGUGUAUCCAGUAUAUACGACUAUUAGACGUGAACUUUGAAAAGAAAUGGACACAUUUUAUUUUUCUUCAAAGCAUCAUGAAUUUUGUGUACUUUUUUUCCCCCCAACACCGUGAUUUUCAUUGAGCUGUACAUGUAAUCUAUCCGUGCUCGUGAUUUAAAGCCAAUACGUGUUUUUAUAACGCUACCCUAAAGAAGUGCUCGGUCGGACAAGAUGAAGUCCAUUCUGAAGCUCCUGUGCUGUUUGACUGUCCCGGUUCUGUGUUUUUGACAGAGCUUUUCACGGGGGAUGCAGAAGCCUGUCUCCCCUGUACGUCUAGUCUCCUGGCUUCCUACUGUUGCAGUAACUUCUGCUUAUUUUGGGGUGACUGUCCCACUGAGCAGCGUUGGAAGUGAUUGGAAUCUCAUGGAAACUACCACACGCAUUGGAGUGUGUCCAUAAUGGCAUCCUAUUUCGUUUAUAUAGCGCACUACUACAAAAGUAGGGCACUAUAUACGGAUUAGGGUGCCAUUUCAGAUACAGAUAUUGUCUUUGAGCUUUUGGUAGAGAAGGGAAUAACCACUUUCCGUCGUGUCUCUCUCUCGAUGGACUUCUGUCUGUCCGCGAGAAGGUACCCGUAGACCCGGACGCUAGUUUGGUUCAGGACUUACACAACACCGUUUUGGGAGUAGUUUUCAAAGGAGCACAAUUUUAGCAGCAUGCACAAUGUAUUUCUCAUGAUAACCUCCUCUUCGUGGAACCCACCCUGGUGAAGAUUCUUUCUGUGCUGUAUACAAUGCUUUGUAAACUAUUUAAAAACAACCGUUGUAGGUAGCAACGCGUAAUAACGCCACGUAAUAUAGCAUUUGUGAUGGGUUUAGUAAAUAGUUUAUUUAAUCAUUACUCCAUUCAUAAGAUGUUUUAAUAUAGGUCAUUUUAUAAACCAUUUAGUUAAGUCAUUAGUUUAAAUUAUUUUUUUUGCUUGAACCUCAUCUAAAGUGUGGGUUAUUUAUUUAAAAAAAAAUCUAAAUAUGUAUUAUUUUGUGAGGGUUUAGACUUUACAAACCCGGAACUCCCAGAACUAAAUCUACUGACGAGAUGAUGCCAGGUUUCACUUCCGGGUUAAUUGAGAUAAGACUUGAUCUUAAGGCAUGGCUGCAAACCACACUUUGCUUUUGGUAGAAAGGUCACUGGCAAGAAACGCUAAUGUUCACAUCAUCCUCGGCGUUGUGGGCUUAUUGUUUAACCGUUGAUAAAGUUCGAGGGGACAUUUAGAGACCUUAGGGAGCAUCAGAUACUCCUGGAAUGUCUACCAAUGACCAUGUCCAUCUUUUGGUGAGGAAAUUACACUGGUCACUCAAAACAUUUAUAAAAUUAAUUAUAAAGUAUAAAUAGACAACUUUUGAUUAGGUCAUGCAAAAAUACUUUACUAAUGAUUAGUAGAUGGUUUAGAAGGACGUAUAUUAAACAUCUUAGGAAACGUUAUUAAAUGCUUUAGAAGUUGUUUUAUAAAAGUGUGAAUAACUAGGUUACUAACAUUUUUUUUUUUUACAAAUGUGAGUAAUGAUGAAUAAAUGAUUUACUAAUCCAUUCUAAAAUGCUUUUAUGUAGAGUUAUUAUAGAGUGCUACCCAACAUUAAAACAUCUUUGUUUAAA
Molecule: messenger RNA, 6316 nt
Organism: Oncorhynchus mykiss (rainbow trout)
Lineage: Eukaryota; Metazoa; Chordata; Actinopteri; Salmoniformes; Salmonidae
Source: RefSeq, a predicted model, not a curated record